UUAACUUCUCUACACAACUUACCAUCGCUCUCUCUGCCUAAGCUUUACUACCAGAACCAAAGAGGAGUUGGAGAGAGAGAGACACACACACACAUAGAUAAAGAAAGAGAGACCUUCUCAAGAUUUUCUUGGAGAGAACCAGAAAUUGCAUAGCAAAAUACAACCUUCAAGAAUCCAACCAACCCCGUCUUCCUCUCCCCCUCUCCUCUUUAAUUCCUGUGUCUAGAUAACUAAGAGAUUUCAGCUUCAUCUCUUCUUCAAGUCAUUCAACCAGAACUGAUUCAAAAAAAUGCAAAAAAUGGAAGGUAUAGAUAAAGGAAUUAGAGCAUCCAGUACUAGGAGAGCAAGCCACAACAUGACAAGAAGCUUUAGCAGGAGCAUUAGCAAGAGCAUGGAAGAAGUAUUUUCAGGUGGAAGGCAAUCAAGGAGAAGUACUCGCCAUGCUGAGGAAGAUGAAGAAGCUCUCAAAUGGGCUGCUAUAGAGAAGUUACCAACUUAUGAUAGAUUAAGAACAACUAUCAUGCAAUCUUUUGUUGACCAUGAUGUUCAAGGAACCAAAAUGAUUCAUAAAGAAGUUGAUGUCAGCAAGCUCGAUGUGAAUGAUAGGCAAAAGUUCAUUGACAUGAUUUUUAAGGUUGCAGAGGAAGAUAAUGACAAGUUCUUGAAAAAAUUUAGGCAGAGAAUUGACAAGGUUGGAAUUACACUUCCAACAGUGGAAGUCAGGUUUGAGCAUUUAACUGUCGAAGCAGAUUGCCAUAUUGGCAGCAGGGCUCUUCCUACUCUUCCAAAUGCUGCUAGAAACAUUGCAGAAUCUGCAAUUGGACUGCUUGGGAUUAAUUUGGCUAAAAGAACAAAGCUCACAAUUCUUAAAGAUGCUUCUGGCAUCCUAAAACCAUCAAGGAUGACUCUAUUAUUAGGUCCACCAUCUUCUGGGAAAACAACCCUUUUGCUAGCAUUGGCCGGAAAGUUGGACCCAAGUCUCAAGGUUAGUGGAGACAUAACAUAUAAUGGGUACAAGCUCAAUGAAUUUGUGCCAAGAAAGACAUCUGCUUAUAUUAGCCAAAACGAUGUUCAUGUCGGAGUUAUGACAGUUAAAGAAACCUUAGAUUUCUCUGCAAGAUGUCAAGGAGUUGGAACUCGAUAUGAUCUCUUGAGUGAGCUUGCAAGAAGAGAAAAGGAAGCUGGAAUAUUUCCAGAGGCGGAAGUUGACCUUUUCAUGAAGGCAACUGCAAUGAAAGGAGCAGAAAGCAACCUUUUUACCGACUACACUCUCAAACUAUUAGGGCUUGAUAUCUGCAAAGACACCAUUGUAGGAGAUGAAAUGCUUAGAGGGAUCUCUGGCGGUCAGAAGAAAAGGGUAACAACAGGAGAGAUGAUUGUUGGCCCCACAAAAACAUUAUUCAUGGAUGAGAUAUCAACGGGUCUUGAUAGCUCCACAACAUAUCAAAUAGUGAAGUGCAUGCAUCAGAUUGUUCACCUAACUGAGGCUACAGUGUUGAUGUCCCUACUCCAACCUGCCCCUGAAACGUUUGAUCUUUUUGAUGAUGUGAUUCUCUUAUCAGAAGGUCGUAUUGUCUAUCAGGGCCCACGAGAACAUAUUCUUGAAUUCUUUGAGAGCUGUGGAUUCUGUUGUCCAGAAAGAAAGGGAACUGCUGAUUUCUUGCAAGAGGUUACAUCAAAGAAAGACCAGGAGCAAUAUUGGGCAGUCAAAAAUAGACCAUACAAAUACAUAUCAGUUCCUGAAUUUGCAGAAAAAUUCAAGAGAUUCCAUGUAGGAAUGCAACUAGACAAUGAGCUAUCAGUGCCAUUUGACAAGUCUCAAGGCCAUAAAGCAGCUCUAGCAUUCUCAAAAUAUUCUGUUCCAAAAAUGGAACUACUAAGGGCAUGCUGGGACAAAGAAUGGCUAUUGAUCAAAAGAAAUUCUGUGGUUUUUGUCUCCAAGACAGUCCAAAUUAUAAUUGUUGCAAUUAUAGCAUCAACAGUAUUUAUAAAACCAAGAAUGCACUCAAGAAACGAAGAAGAUGGAGCAAUAUAUAUUGGUGCACUUUUGUUUACUAUGAUCAUUAACAUGUUUAAUGGUUUUGCCGAGCUUUCUUUGAUGAUUUCAAGACUUCCAGUAUUUUACAAGCAAAGAGACCUUCUUUUCCAUCCAGCUUGGACUUUCACUCUCCCAACUUUCCUGCUUACUCUGCCUAUGUCAAUAAUAGAAUCUGUGGUUUGGGUCUGCAUUACAUAUUAUUCAAUAGGACUUGCUCCUCAAGCUGCCAGGUUUUUCAAGCAUCUGCUACUGGUAUUUCUGACUCAGCAAAUGGCUGCUGGGAUAUUUAGAUUGAUUGCAGGAGUUUGUAGGACUAUGAUUAUUGCGAAUACGGGUGGAGUGCUUAUUCUACUUCUAAUCUUCUUGCUUGGAGGUUUUAUUAUACCAAAAGGUCAAAUUCCAAACUGGUGGGAGUGGGCUUACUGGCUGUCUCCUAUGAGUUAUGGUUACAAUGCAUUUGCUGUUAAUGAAAUGUAUGCUCCAAGGUGGAUGAACAAAACGGCUUCGGACGGUUCUACAAGUUUAGGCAUUGCAGUGCUCAAAAGCUUCGAUGUUUUCCAAAACAAGAAUUGGUAUUGGAUUGGUGCGGGUGCCCUUUUUGGAUUUGCAAUUCUUUUCAAUGUUCUUUUCACCUUUGCUCUUAUGUACAUGAAUGCUCCUGGAAAGAAACAAGCAAUAAUAUCUGAGGAAUCAGCAAAGGAAAUGGAAGAAGAAGAAGACUCAAACGGUCAACCAAGAUUGAGAAUGACAACAUCAAAAAGAGACUCGUUCCCUCGCUCAUUAUCUUCUGCUGAUGGAAACAAUACAAGAGAAAUGGCAAUGCAUAGAAUGAGCAGCCGAUCCAACCCCAAUGGACUGAGCAGAAAUGCCGAUUCAUCUCUUGAGGCAGCUAAUGGUAUUGCUCCGAAGAGAGGGAUGGUUCUUCCUUUCACUCCACUAGCCAUGUCUUUUGACAGCGUGAACUAUUAUGUGGACAUGCCUGCUGAAAUGAAGCAACAAGGAGUUCCAGAAGACAGACUUCAACUUCUUCGCCAAGUAACAGGCGCAUUUAGGCCUGGAGUCCUAACAGCAUUAAUGGGAGUUAGUGGAGCUGGAAAAACAACAUUGAUGGAUGUUUUGGCAGGAAGAAAGACAGGUGGAUAUAUUGAAGGAGAUAUUAGAAUUUCAGGAUUCCCUAAAGAUCAAGAAACCUUUGCAAGAAUCUCAGGAUAUUGUGAACAGAAUGAUAUCCACUCACCUCAAGUCACUGUAAGAGAAUCUCUAAUCUACUCAGCAUUCCUUCGUCUUCCGAAAGAAGUUAGCAAAGAAGAAAAAAUGACUUUCGUAGAUGAAGUGAUGGAGUUAGUAGAGCUAGACAAUCUAAAAGAUGCUAUAGUUGGACUUCCAGGAGUCACAGGAUUGUCAACAGAACAGCGAAAAAGAUUGACAAUUGCUGUGGAACUUGUUGCUAAUCCUUCGAUCAUUUUCAUGGAUGAACCAACUUCUGGACUUGAUGCAAGAGCAGCAGCAAUUGUUAUGAGGACUGUAAGAAACACCGUGGAUACUGGAAGAACUGUUGUGUGCACAAUCCAUCAGCCCAGUAUCGACAUCUUUGAAGCUUUCGAUGAGUUGCUACUAAUGAAGAGAGGAGGACAAGUUAUAUACUCAGGACCAUUGGGUCGAAAUUCGCACAAGAUCGUUGAAUACUUUGAGGCUAUCCCUGGAGUUCCUAAAAUCAAAGAUAAGUACAAUCCAGCAACAUGGAUGCUAGAAGUGAGCUCUAUAGCAGCAGAAGUCAGGCUUGGAAUCGACUUUGCAGAAUACUACAAGUCAUCAUCUUUACACCAGAGAAAUAAGGCUUUAGUGAAGGAGUUGAGCACACCACCACCAGGAGCAAAAGACCUUUAUUUUGCAUCUCAAUAUUCUCAGUCUCCAUGGGGACAAUUCAAGUCUUGCCUAUGGAAGCAGUGGUGGACUUAUUGGAGAAGUCCUGAUUAUAACCUUGUUAGAUACGGUUUCACCUUAGCUGCUGCACUUAUGGUUGGGUCAAUUUUCUGGAAAGUUGGCACUAAAAAGGAUACCACAACUGACCUGAGUAUGAUCAUUGGGGCUAUGUAUGCUGCUGUGUUGUUUAUUGGCAUUAACAACUGCUCGACUGUACAACCAAUAAUAUCAGUUGAAAGGACUGUCUUUUAUCGUGAAAGAGCAGCCGGAAUGUACUCUGCAUUACCUUACGCUCUGGCACAGGUCAUUUGUGAAAUACCUUAUGUGUUCAUUCAAACAACAUAUUAUACUCUAAUUGUGUAUGCUAUGGUAGCCUUCGAAUGGACAGCAGCAAAAUUCUUCUGGUUCUUCUUCAUCUCCUUCUUCUCCUUCCUCUACUUCACUUAUUAUGGAAUGAUGACUGUUUCCGUGACGCCAAAUCUCCAAGUAGCAUCCAUAUUUGCAGCAACAUUUUAUGCACUCUUCAAUCUUUUCUCAGGCUUCUUCAUCCCACGACCGAGAAUUCCCAAAUGGUGGAUUUGGUACUAUUGGAUUUGCCCAGUGGCAUGGACAGUGUAUGGACUUAUUGUGUCACAAUACAGAGAUAAUGAAGACACUAUUCAAGUUCCUGGGUUACUUCAAGGUCCUUCAAUUAAGGCAUAUAUAGAAGAUCAUUAUGGGUAUGAUCCAAACUUCAUGGGACCAGUUGCUGCUGUAUUGGUUGGUUUCACAGUCUUCUUUGCAUUUGUGUAUGCUUAUGCCAUAAGGACUCUAAACUUCCAAACAAGAUAGAGAUAUUAAUCACUAUAUAUAAAGUUUUUCUAGAAGUAAAUUUGUAGAUAUAAAUAUAUAGAAAGAUAGAGUACUGAUAGAGGACAAGAAGCCAUCAGAACUGGUGGUUAUUGUGUAAUAAUUGUAUUGAUUUUAUAGGAUUAUAUAUAUAUUCUGGAUUUUGUAUUAUGAUUUAUUUUUAAUUAGUAAAGAUAAUGAUUAAAACAUUCAAGCAACAAGCUUGGAUAGGUGUAUUUUGUAAAUGUCAAGGAUAUCUGUAUUCCAUAAAUUACUUCAAUGAAAUUCAUUUGUGUGCAACAA
Jatropha curcas is the source of this 5092-nucleotide messenger RNA. Its product is annotated as ABC transporter G family member 29. Gene Ontology annotation, cellular component: membrane. The record is from RefSeq and is a predicted model, not a curated record. Lineage: Eukaryota; Viridiplantae; Streptophyta; Magnoliopsida; Malpighiales; Euphorbiaceae. Gene Ontology annotation, molecular function: ABC-type transporter activity; ATP hydrolysis activity; ATP binding.